UCGUCCUCCAGAGGCUCGACAUGGCAGGUGUUUUCCACUGGACGCGAGCCUGCGUGUUUCUGUGGCUCCUCUCAGCUGGAGUCGCGCCUGCAGACGCUGCACAGACGCCGAGAAGUUACUACGACAUCCUCAGUGUUGAGCAAACGGCCACAGGAAGCCAGAUCAAAAAGUCUUUUCGCAGACUGGCAGUGAGGUACCAUCCUGAUAAGAACAAGAGCACCGAUGCAGAGGGGCUUUUCCGGGAAAUUGUUGAAGCCUACUCGGUGCUCAAUGAUAAGGAGAAGAGGAAGCUGUAUGACCGUAUGGGCCACGAAGCUUUCCUAGAAAACGAGGCUGCUGACCCUGAAGAAAACGAGACCAGCUUCUUCUCCAGCUUCUCGGAGUUCCUCGUCGACCUCCGCCACAUCCUCUUAUCGGGGGAGCCGCACACCCACUGGAGCCUCUUCCAGGAUGAAGUUCCCCACGAACACUACACUGCUGGGACGCCCGACAGCUUUUAUUUUGAAGACAUGGAUGAAAACGAGGAGGAGUAUCUGUACUAGAUGUACUAACUAGAACACCCCUCCCUGUAUCAGCAUGUCGAUUAUGCUUUUAAUGUAUUUUUUUAUUGAUAAUAAAACCUCUGUAUUAA
Messenger RNA from Cololabis saira (Pacific saury), 631 nucleotides. Its product is annotated as dnaJ homolog subfamily B member 9-like. Bases 21 to 542 code for a protein of 173 amino acids. Gene Ontology annotation, cellular component: endoplasmic reticulum. The transcript has 2 exons. The record is from RefSeq and is a predicted model, not a curated record. Gene Ontology annotation, molecular function: misfolded protein binding; protein-folding chaperone binding. NCBI's taxonomy places the organism in Eukaryota, Metazoa, Chordata, Actinopteri, Beloniformes, Belonidae.